Exophiala oligosperma is the source of this 2406-nucleotide messenger RNA. RefSeq lists its product as uncharacterized. Bases 195 to 1901 code for a protein of 568 amino acids. The record is from RefSeq and is a predicted model, not a curated record. The transcript has 2 exons. Gene Ontology annotation, molecular function: heme binding; iron ion binding; oxidoreductase activity, acting on paired donors, with incorporation or reduction of molecular oxygen. Lineage: Eukaryota; Fungi; Ascomycota; Eurotiomycetes; Chaetothyriales; Herpotrichiellaceae.
CAGGUCAGUCGGGUUGACUAAACUUGGACUUGUGCCCAGCCCAAAUCUGUUCCUGCGGCCAGGUUCACGUCACGGCCCUCAUAUUACCACUUCACCCCCGUCUCCUUUUGCUCCGUCUUUUUAUUAUACCCAUUGCUCUCGUUUACUUUUCUGUACUACUCUGCGAUUAUCAUUGCAGGGCAGUCUCCUUAAUCAUGGCGGCUUCUAUCUCGCCGUCGGUCAUUAUGACCCAAAUUCACAACUACCUCAACACCAAUGAGACCUCUGACGCUCUUUUCAAGUCCCAAAACGCGUUCGAUACCAUUGGAACCUACAAAUGGUUCAUUGGCACCGGCAUCUUCGUUCUCGUUACUACCAUCCAGAUUAUAAAAUACAUGCUGAGAGACCGACCUCCUCCUGGUCUGAAGCUCAUCCCCGGUCCCACGAGUACCAUCCCCUACAUUGGACGCGUCCACGAUGUCGACCCAAAUAAGCCAUGGUUUGCCAUGAAGAAGUUCUGUGAUGAAUAUGGUGGUAUUUUCCGUUCCACUAUCUGUGGUGAAAUGCACAUCUGGGUUGGUGAUGCGCAGAUUGCCUAUGACUUGCUCUGUAAAAAGGCGAGAAUCUACUCGUCCCGCCCCAUGGUUCCUGCUGUUCCAGGCAGUGACUCCCAGGGUCAAUAUCUCCCACUACUCGCCCACGAUGACCACUGGCGCAACCAGCGCAAGUUCGCCCACACCGUCCUAACUGCCGGCUUCAACUCCAAAUACUACGGCUAUGUUAGCCACGAGGCCAAGCGUUUCAUGUACAAGCUCCUGAUGGAUCCCAAGGAUCACUACGCUCUGACCGAUCGAUUCUGUGGUCGUAUCAGUGCUCGUCUUGGCUAUGGAAGCCCAGCAUCAGCCGCCGCUCACUGCAAGAACGCUGGUGAAUUCAUUCCUCAAAUCUCUCCUUCUGGUCCUAUUACCAACUUGAUGCCCUUCCUUGGCGGUCUCCCUGAGUGGAUCAACCCCUCCAUCCGCAAGGUUCGCGAACGACGUGAAAAGGAGGAGAAGUUGUGGAAGGGUUUGAUGAAGCAAGUGCGUGCUGAGAUGGACCAGGGAACUGCUCCCAUCAGCUAUGCCCGAACCUACUUUGAGCGCAAGGAGGCUGAGGCUGGCUCUCGAUCUUUCGGAUUCGAUGACCACGAGGCUGCCUAUGCCGUCGGUAUGUUGGUGACUGUCGCCAUCUUCACUAUCGGCGGUCCUCUUUACUGCUUCUUCCUUGCCAUGGUUCUCCACCCUGAAUGGCAACAAAAGAUCCGGGAUGAAUACGACGAGGUCAUUGGUGACCGAGUUGUCGAGGUUUCUGAUGCUCCCAACUUGCCAGUCCUUCGUGCUUGUAUCAAGGAGUGCGUCAGAUGGCGACCACCAGUCCCCCUGGGUGUCCCUCGUCUUCUCGAGGAGGAUGACGAAUGGAACGGGUACUACCUCCCUAAGGGUGCUGUCAUCCACGCAGUCGACCUCGCUCUUGCACGCAACCCCGAGCUCUACCCAGACCCAGAGGCUUUCCGACCGGAACGAUGGCUCCAGAAAGAGUUCCCCACCUACAAGGAGCCUCUCACCGAGCACCCCAGACUCAUGGGUCAUCACGGUUUCGGUAUGGGUCGACGUAUGUGCCCGGGUAUCGAAGUCACUGAGGCUGAGUUGCUCGUUGCUUGUGGCAGCAUCGUCGGUUGCUUCGAGCUCUUGCCACCAAUGGAUGCCAAUGGGCAGCCCAAGUGGCCAGAGAGCUACAACUUCACCCCCAACUUGAUCGGCGGCCCUCUGCCCUUCGAGAUGGAUGUCAAGGUCCGAAACCCAGAGAAGGCUGAGCGCAUCAAAGUUUGGUACGAGGAGAGCAUGGCCGAUGAAGCUGCCGGCAAGAUUGCUGCUGGCUUGUAAGAGAUGUGUGGAGAUGAAAUGACUUUCUCCAGUCUUUUCUGAUCUUGAGAGAUUGGGAUAUGUCAUAAUUUUGGGAAACUGCGCGGCGUUGCUGGGGGAAGGUUCUAAGAUUUUUUGACCUGUUUUUCAACCUAAUCUUGUGUGGAUGAAUGAAAUUUUGUGUGAUGUCAAUGCCAGAUUUGAAGCCAAGUAAACAGACCUUUGGGAAGAACUAAAUGUAUCAAUUUUGUAUCCAGAAUACUCGAUACUUGUGCUUGUCUCUUCUGUCAUGUCUAUCCACAUUCGUUGAAAAUUUCGCCUAUACAUUGCUCCUCAGAACCGAGUACCUUGGCUUCGACCCUGCGGAGAUUGUAGCAGUAACAGACGAACGCAGAUUGUCUGUCUCGAGAGGAAAUAAGUCACACUCUGAUGCAUGGAAGGUAAAUGGCGCAUACUAGCCUCUUACAAGAGCUCCCGAGAAUGGCUGGAAUCAAAGGGGAGCAAGGCUGUGUAUGUCGAAGGAGGG